UCUCUCUCUCUCUGAGCAGCAAUGGAAGAAGGAGAGAAAUCAACGGCAUCAGGAGAAAGCGAGGACGGAGGCCAUCAGAUUCCACCGGGCGUGACCAGAGAAGAAUUCGAGGAGCUGAAGCCCAUCAUCGACACGUGCCAUAAAUACGAUAUGUCUCCAGGCCAAUGCUACUCCCUCCUCGCGCAGCGUAUAUACGCUCCCGUACAUACGGUCUGGUCCUUGGUCCGCCAGUUCGACAAGCCCCAGGUCUACAAGCACUUCAUCAAAAGCUGCUCCAUGAAAGGGCAGGAGAUGACCGUCGGAUGCUUAAGGGAGGUCAACGUCAUCUCCGGGUUACCGGCUAGCACCAGUACGGAGAGGCUGGACCUGCUGGAUGAUGACCGGCACGUAACAGGGUUCAGCAUCAUAGGCGGGGAGCAUCGUCUCAGGCAAUACAGGUCGGUGACGACGUUGAAUGAGUUCGGAGGCGAUGGGAAGAUCUGCACCGUUGUUUUGGAAUCGUACGUCGUGGAUGUGCCCGAGGGGAAUACAGAAGAAGAUACGAGGAUGUUUGCCGAUACGGUGGUGAAGCUGAAUCUACAGAAGCUGGCGUCCGUCGCGGAGGGUAUGGCGAAGGAGGAUCAAAAGGGAGGGUAAAAUGGGAAAAACAGAAAAAACAAUCGACCAGUUGCCGUGUUGGAAUGACCAGAAUGCCCUCUCUCAUCUCUCAAUAUGGGAAACCAUCAGGGGCCAUGUGAUAUGGAUCUUUUUUCCAAUUUAGGCAUUUUGUGGGGAAAAUUCUGUGAACCUGGGGAUAUUGUGGUCAUUUUGAGAAAAUGGGGAGGUGUCUGUAAUUUUCUUUUUUCCUUUCUUUUUUUUUUGUAAUUUUGAUUUUC
Magnolia sinica is the source of this 875-nucleotide messenger RNA. Its product is annotated as abscisic acid receptor PYR1-like. Gene Ontology annotation, molecular function: protein phosphatase inhibitor activity; signaling receptor activity; abscisic acid binding. The record is from RefSeq and is a predicted model, not a curated record. Gene Ontology annotation, cellular component: nucleus; cytoplasm. Gene Ontology annotation, biological process: abscisic acid-activated signaling pathway. NCBI's taxonomy places the organism in Eukaryota, Viridiplantae, Streptophyta, Magnoliopsida, Magnoliales, Magnoliaceae. The transcript is spliced from 2 exons. The coding region runs from base 22 to 636 and encodes 204 amino acids.